AUGCUGAGCAGGUGGAUGAGUGGCAGCAGCAGGAGCCUGGAGCGCGAGUACAACUGCACCGUGCGGCUGCUGGACGAUAGCGAGUACACCUGCACCAUCCAGAGAGAUGCCAAGGGGCAAUACCUGUUCGACCUCCUGUGCCACCACCUGAACCUGCUGGAGAAGGACUACUUCGGCAUCCGCUUUGUGGACCCCGACAAGCAGAGGCAUUGGCUGGAGUUCACGAAGUCGGUUGUGAAGCAGAUGAGGGCCCAGCCGCCCUUCACCAUGUGCUUCCGUGUCAAGUUCUACCCCACGGACCCUGCGGCACUGAAGGAGGAGAUCACCAGGUAUUUAGUCUUCCUGCAGAUCAAAAGAGACCUCUACCACGGCCGCCUCCUUUGCAAGACCUCAGACGCCGCGCUGCUGGCCGCCUAUAUCCUUCAAGCUGAGAUUGGUGACUACGACCCCGGGAAGCACCCGGAGGGCUACAGCUCCAAGUUCCAGUUCUUCCCCAAGCACUCGGAGAAGCUGGAGAGGAAGAUUGCGGAGAUCCACAAAUCAGAACUGAGCGGGCAGACGCCGGCCACUUCGGAGCUGAACUUCCUAAGGAAGGCGCAGACCCUGGAGACGUACGGCGUGGAUCCCCACCCCUGCAAGGACGUGUCGGGCAAUGCAGCAUUCCUGGCCUUCACCCCCUUUGGGUUCGUCGUCCUGCAGGGGAACAAGAGAGUGCACUUCAUCAAGUGGAAUGAGGUGACCAAGAUGAAGUUUGAGGGGAAGACGUUCUACCUGUAUGUGAGUCAGAAGGAGGAAAAGAAAAUUGUCCUCACCUACUUUGCCCCAACGCCUGAAGCCUGCAAGCACCUCUGGAAGUGUGGCAUAGAGAACCAGGCCUUCUACAAGUUGGAGAAGUCGAGCCAGGUCCGGACAGUGUCCAGCAGCAACCUGUUCUUCAAGGGGAGCCGCUUCCGAUACAGCGGCCGCGUUGCAAAAGAGGUGAUGGAAUCCAGUGCCAAGAUCAAGCGGGAGCCGCCAGAGAUCCACCGGGCCGGGCUGGUGCCGAGCAGGAGCUGCCCCUCCAUCACCCACGGCCCCCGGCUGAGCAGUGUGCCGCGCACCCGCAGGAGGGCUGUGCACAUCUCCAUCAUGGAAGGCCUGGAGUCGCUCCGUGACAGCGCCCACUCCACGCCGGUGCGCUCCGCAUCCCACGGCGACGCCUUCGUGCCCCACGGCCGUGGCGGCCGCGCCGACAGCAGCGAACGCGUGGCCAUCAUCGCCGACGAGAGCUACAGCCCUGCCGACAGCGUGCUGCCCACGCCGGUGGCCGAGCACAGCCUGGAGCUGCUGCUGCUGUCCCGGCAGCUGAACGGAGCCCCGUGCAGCAUCGAGGAGGAGAAGGAGUCGGAGGCCGGCACGCCCGGCACGGAGCCCGAGGAGCCGCGCGAGCUGCGCGCGUUGUGCCAGGGUGCCGGCAGCGGGCCGCGGGCGGAACAGGUGAAUAAGUUUGUUUUAAGUGUCCUCCGUUUGCUCCUCGUGACAGUGGGACUCCUCUUUGUCUUGCUCCUCCUCCUCAUCGUCCUUACCGAGUCCGACCUUGACACUGCCUUUUUCCGCGAUAUCCGCCAGACCCCCGAGUUCGAGCAGUUCCAUUACCAAUACUUUUGUCCCCUCAGGCGAUGGUUUGCCUGCAAGCUCCGCGCCGUGGUGGCUCUGCUCACUGACACCUGA
Messenger RNA from Centrocercus urophasianus (Greater sage-grouse), 1710 nucleotides. It is a transcript of the gene FRMD5, whose product is annotated as FERM domain containing 5. Gene Ontology annotation, molecular function: cytoskeletal protein binding. Bases 1 to 1710 code for a protein of 569 amino acids. The record is from RefSeq and is a predicted model, not a curated record. NCBI's taxonomy places the organism in Eukaryota, Metazoa, Chordata, Aves, Galliformes, Phasianidae. Gene Ontology annotation, cellular component: cytoskeleton. The transcript has 14 exons.